This is a messenger RNA of Corylus avellana, 2010 nucleotides long. RefSeq lists its product as uncharacterized. Lineage: Eukaryota; Viridiplantae; Streptophyta; Magnoliopsida; Fagales; Betulaceae. The record is from RefSeq and is a predicted model, not a curated record.
AUGGGUGGAGAAAUCAGACCAAUAGUGAAAGCAGGGGAAGCGGAACGUGGAGGAGUAGAGAAAGAGCUGCUGAUGGUGCGGUCGUUGUCUCUAGUGGCACUACAGGUAGGAGGACGGUGGAUGAAAGGCCAGAACGGGAAAAUGAAAAACAUUUCUCUUGGUCAUGAGGGUAGGCUCAUAUCAGUUGCUGUUACUGAGGAAAGUUUCUUCACCAUUUUCCUCAUAUUCCCUUUUCCGGGUCUCUUUGGAGGACUUAUUAUCGUCCACAAAAGGUAUUUCCACCAAGUGCUGCAACCAAGCGGCAGUGUCUUCCCCACCUUAAGCACAACGGCACAGGCAAAAAGUUUCAGAAAAUUUUGCAACUCCUACAGCCGAUCACCUCCACGUCAGUCGGACACUGUAGAAACCAACAGCCACCGCACCACCGGAGCACACCGUACGUCGCUCGGGUCUUCACCAGAACCCCCGGAGCAGCGCCGAUCGUCUACCGCCCACGUCGACGGCGACCCACACAGGCUCAAAGCCACCCAACCGCCACACGCAGUACUACAGCUACAUUGUAUGAUGGACCAUGAAGAAUAUGUUGAUCUACCUUUUAAAGUUGGCCAAAUGGCAGAGUCAAGAUCAUUUCUCCAAGGUUUUCGUGGCGCAUGGUUUCGAUGCAAGAUAAAGGAGAUUGGCUCGAGAAAAGGUCUGAUGGGGCAUGCCUUAGAAUUUGUUGACUUUCCAGAUGAAAAAACAAAAUGGACACAGUUAUAUCAAAAGCGUAGAAACUGGAAGGAGGUAAAAAGGCAAUUGAUGGUUCGCCCUCAAUUUCCUCCUAUCUUUCGUGAAAGUCAAAUGCCUGACGUCAAUAGCAUCUUAGAAGUGGUAGUCAUUGUUGACAAUGUUUGGAAAGUGGGGGAUUUGGUAGAUUGGUUGAUGGAUAGUUGUUAUUGGUCUGGAAGAGUAACUGAAUUGUUGGGGGAUGAGAAGAAACAAACCGGUGGUGACCUUCCUGAGAUCGAGUUGUUUCCUCCUCCUACGGGUGAAGGAUUAUCAUAUGAAGUCCCCUGCAAGGACCUACGCCCAUCAUUAGAUUGGACUCCAGAAUAUGGCUGGGCAGUGCCUAUUCCUGUGGAAAAUGGAAAUGGCCGUCCUUGUGCGCGGCUUAUUAAGCCAUUUAAUGAAGUUGGGGGGGGCCCUCCAAAUUUGAUGGUUGAUGCUGAGGGCGAAGGAAGAAAUGGAGUUCAGGCUGCCAAUACAGCAUCUGAGCGUAAUGCAUCUUUUUCCUCUCAUACUUCAACAAGCUCAUUACAACAACCAGAUGGAUCAGAACAAAUGCCAAGGCUACCUUUGAUCAUUACGGCAUCCAAGGAGAUACAGACGUCAGAAUCAAAAUUGGAAUUAGAUAUGGGAGAUAAUGGCCCUGGAAAAGCCAGUUGCUCAGAUAGUGUUUCAAGCUCACAUGUCAGAGAUGCAUCAGCUAAUAUAUUGGGAAAUACGGCUGGAAAGGGAAAAAAUGAUAGCUCUGGGUCUUCAAAGAAGCUGAAAGCUGAUGGAAGUAUUUCUUUAAAUUCCAUGUGUUCUGAUACAAUAGAAGCUGCAGUUAUGGACCUGGAGGAACUUGUGAACCGAGUUAAAUGGAUUAGGGGUUUCUUGGAACUUAGAAAGCCUCUGUCAAAUACUGUCCAGAAUCCUUGGAAAUUUCUGGAACAUCGGGCAUCAUCCACACCAAAAUGAGUGUUCAGUUUUAUUGAAAGGGUACAAUAUUGAUACUGCAUAUAGUGACGACCACUAUUUUAUUAAACCCAGUGGAGCAGUCAGGUAAUUACUGACGUUAGCAAAUGAAGUAGAUUCUUCUUUCUCGUGGGACCAUGACUGAUUUUGAUUGCCCCUCAAUGAAAUUUCUCUCUGGGGGAUAUUCUCAUGUGUGUAAGGAUCCUAGUGGGGAUUGUCACUAUUAGAUACAUUCUUUAUAGAAGCUUGUAUUGUUGAAAAAAUAAAAAGGUACCCAAGCUUCCUUUUUCU